This is a messenger RNA of Physcomitrium patens, 1297 nucleotides long. RefSeq names its product ethylene-responsive transcription factor RAP2-9. The record is from RefSeq and is a predicted model, not a curated record. NCBI's taxonomy places the organism in Eukaryota, Viridiplantae, Streptophyta, Bryopsida, Funariales, Funariaceae. Gene Ontology annotation, molecular function: DNA-binding transcription factor activity; DNA binding. Gene Ontology annotation, biological process: regulation of DNA-templated transcription.
UAAUCUGUCGGAUGAGACUGCAAGUGGGUGUUGGUUGUUGCUAUAAAGAGAAGUGUUUCACACGUUGAGAACGUCAGAAAUAUCCUUUUUCGUCAUUGGCUUCAGUUCAUCUUGGCUUCUGCUUGCAUCCGCAGUAACCACUACGUAUUUGGUGAAGGAUUUUCUCGGUUAUUGUGGCUCAGGUAAUGCAGUCGAGCAUACAUUCGGGUGCAGGAGGGCAUGGCGGAGGGCACAGCAUUGUGUGUAACUCACCAUUGCCGUCUCUGUCGACACACUUGCACGCCGUUUGCAUUCCCAAAUAUAAGGGAAUCAGAUAUCGUCCAGAAUUGGGUCGGUACAUCUCAGAGAUUCGUCCCGCCCAGCCUCGCAAGCGCAAGAUCUGGCUAGGAACGUACAAGACAGCUGAGGAAGCCGCGCGCGCCUUCGAUGCGGGCAUCUUCUACACGAAGAAGCCCAUUAACUACAAUUUCGAAGACUCUCCAUCCAUCCUCGAGCCUCUACCGGAGAAUCUAACCCCUGAGGAGGAACACGUCGAGAUUCAGAAGAAAGCUAAGGCUGCGGCUGCUAGGGUCCAAGCCACACAAGUGAUGCUUGAGACCAAACCCCCCCGGAAUUAUGUGUCUGACAUGACGGAACGCUUUCAUGAGAGCCAGAUGUACUGCGCCAAACCUCACGAACCACCUCGAGAAAUCCAAUUCGCGGUUGUCUUAGACAGGUGAGUGGAGAGCCACCCGAUUCGGAGAGUUUGUAGGUUAGGGGACCCAAGUGAUCAAGUUCCACCAAACUGGUCAAGCUUCGGCAUGAAGUGUUCAAAAGCUUGUAUCGGCAGAGACAGAGAGUUGAGAUGAGAGCUGUAAGUAACUGGUCUGACAUCGUUUGCUGAGAAUUGAGAGGUAGUGGCAUCUUUGAAUUAGCCUCUAGCGCACACAACACCCGCUGAUUAGUUGAGAAAAGGAAUUGCCUGUUCACGGAAAAAGCGUAGUGUAGAUCCGUAGCAUUGACUGCUCACGCUUAGGAUCAAUUCAAUCGAGUCACAAGAACUCACUUCCAAGUCAAGCACCACCCAUGAUUCAAUCGACGAAUCAUGGAGAUUGUAAACCCAGAGCUAUCCUUACGAGACGCAUCAUGUUGCUCCGACACAGAUCUUUGCAUCCUUGGAAGCUUUUUGGUCCGAUUGAUCCGACUGUCCAGAUAGACAACUCUCCGGCGCGGAGACCAUAUUGGUUGCUGCCACUGAAUAAAGCCAUGUAUGAUCCUGAUGUACAUAUUCCUCAGAGCAAGAUUGUAAAUUCGGUUU